Messenger RNA from Nematostella vectensis (starlet sea anemone), 5493 nucleotides. RefSeq lists its product as uncharacterized. Gene Ontology annotation, biological process: protein localization to cell-cell junction; cell-cell junction organization; cell-cell adhesion. The record is from RefSeq and is a predicted model, not a curated record. Lineage: Eukaryota; Metazoa; Cnidaria; Anthozoa; Actiniaria; Edwardsiidae. The transcript has 18 exons. Gene Ontology annotation, cellular component: plasma membrane; bicellular tight junction. Bases 270 to 3794 code for a protein of 1174 amino acids. Gene Ontology annotation, molecular function: cell adhesion molecule binding.
ACUGCUUAGCUGUACAUUACGCGAGAUUUUUAUCGAUACUAGACGGUGGGGGCUAUUACAUUGAGCGCCAAAAUUCCGCGCAUUGUUCACGAAAUCGUAUCACUGCGGGUCGCAUUUCGUGAGCCCAAUGUUUAUUUUCUGUCAUGUCAGUACAUCGAGUCGAAGUGUUCAAAACCCCGACACGACCUACAACUGUAAUAAGUCUACAUCAAGCAGCGGAGAGAAGAUAGUGGAAAGCUGUGAUUUGAAAUGGAUUUAGGACUGGAAUUAUGAUUUCGCUUGGAGCUAUUUCAAUGGCAGUUCCGCCUGAGAAUAGAAGUCGCAGUGAAAGUCUGCUUCUUUCAUUGAGUGGUUAUGCUGGCUUGAAAGUACGAAAAUUAACGAAAUCAUCAGGAGACGACCCUCCCCUCCCCCGAUGCAAUAGUCUCAAUAGUGUCACGUGCUUGCCGCCCAAGGUUACCCCUGUCGCUACUGCCUUAGCCCUCCCCUCUGCGGGACAAGCUGUACUUACUGAACAAUCUACAACAUCCGGGACCCUCAAUACAAAUAUUUCACCAAAAAGGUCAACUUCCGGUGGCGGAAGCUGCUCAGACGGAGGUGACAAUAUGACACAGGACAGGAUCAUGGACGCUGGCAAGAAGUCAGCAGAGAUAACCAGUGCCAAAAUGCCCAAGAAAACUAGCACAACUGAACGAAAAGGUGGCUCAACGCGGCUGUUUCGUUCAGUGUCUGCGCUAAGCCAAGGAAAGAAAAACAAACACGAGAACACUCACAAUGUCCCGAAAGAUGACAAACACUCGUCCGGAUUAUCGGGGAUCUCGGACUCGGAAAAAGUGGAAGUUUUAGUUGAACAUAAUACGCAAAUCAUGGAAGAUAAAUAUGGAGCUAUUGAGGAGAAUAGGAAAAUAAGGCAAGACUUACAGGAUGCUACUAGCAAACUACAGGUCGCCGAGCGGGAGAUUGAGAACUUGAAAACUAUGCUCGGAGAAUGUUCGCAGGAAUCGGUAAAAUUGCUCGAAGAAGUUGAAGAAGUUAGGAGUAGAAAGAGUAGCAAGGGUGUUAUUUUCCCUUCAAAAGUUGAACACAUCGAGACGACAAUCGAAGCGAGCGGGUACCCUGUGCGUCAAAACCGCACCAACCCUUGUAAGGAGUGCGAGAAACUGAAACAGUCGAAAAUAAAAGCGUUAGUUGAAGCUAUCGCUUUGAAGAAGUAUGCCAGGGAGCUUUCGGAAGCUUUAGCAGGGGAUGAUCACAGUAAGCAAAACAUUUUGAAUGAGCUUGAAAAAAAGCUGAUCUCGGCUCAGACAGAGAAGGAGAUAGCGCUCGAGGAGUUGGCCCAUGUUAUUGAACAGAGGGAUCAAGUGGUGGCCGAGAGGGACCGGGCACUGGAGGAAUGGGGACGAGCGGCUACCAAGUGGGACAGUACUCUGGAUCAGGUGGACUCGGUCAUGACGGAGCUGAGUAAGGUCAAGGCACAAAGGGAUGAGCUUUUACUACAGAUCGAAAAGAGCGAAGAUUCCAUUAAAAUGGAAAUAGACUCUAGAGAGAAACUUCUCGAGCAACAAUUACAAAAAACUCAAACAGAACUCGCAAAGGCGCAACAACGCUGCCUGGAGUUAGACGCUAAACUUACGUCCAUUACGGAAAAAUCGGACACUUAUCACAAGGAACGCGAUCACGCAAAGGAACAGUGGAGACAUUCCGUGAAAGAGCGGAAGAAACUUCACCGAGAGAUGGCGGCUACAGUACAGGCCCGGGACGAGGCGAUUCAGAAGUGUUUCUCUACUGCGGAACAGUUGGAUAAGCUCAAGGAGGAUUAUAAUCGCUUAUUAAACAGACUUGCACGAACUGGAAUAGCGUCUGGAAGUGAAUCGUCCACGUGCUCAUUAAAGGACUGUCAGUUUUGUUCUGAUUCAUUUGGCAAAGAGGAUGAUCAUCUGCGUUUUGAAGGAGAAGAAAUUAAAGUUUCCCUGGACAAGGAUGACCCUCUCGCGAGCAUUAAAACGGGUAAAAUCCUGUGUCGCGGGCGAGAGUUCACAGCUAUUAUGGACGUCGAGAAAGCCCUCGGCGCAGCCAAGAACUUAAGGAAAUACGAUGAAAUCAUCUCCAUCAACGACAUCCCCGUAUCAGAGAAAGACCAAAACCUUGUGCACUCAUUACUGGAUAGCGCUACGUCAACCGUUACCAUGGUUCUCAGGAGGCCUACAUCAAAUUGCCAGUUUACCUUUGAUGUGGACCUAAAGAUCCCUAAGAAGUCCAAAUAUGGUUUAGGGUUUGAAUGCGGUUUGUACGUCAAGGACAUUUCGUUUGGGGGAGUGGCGUCAGAGCAAAAAUCUCUAGAGAUCGGGGACUACAUCCUGAAGAUGAAUGGUAAACAUCUGGAUAAAAUCAUCGCUUCAUCGAUUGAAAAAGUGAUCAAGAAAUCCGGCGACAAGAUGAAGUUUCACAUCACACGGAUGAUCCAGGCUUCGUCACGCCACGGGACAUCCAAGGAUUUCGGCCCAGAUGGCGUCAUAAUGCGAGGGGGCACAGCGAGCGAUAGAUCACGUGACGUCAACCGCCUGUCACUCAUCUCCAAUGACAGCAGCAUCUCCAUGCGGUCACGUGACUCGCGCCUAUCUGGCGCCUCAAGCCUCGGUUCCAUGGUGUCGAAUACAGACUCGUGCUUCGCAGACUCCAGCUCAGAUCAUUCCGGGCACGUCCUUCAUUCCACUCCGAUGUUUGCGGAGCGGCCGCGGAUGGCGACAGCCGUGUUUCAUCCGACUGACUUAACGCGCGAAAUGCAUGAUGGCGCACCUGUGGAGGAAGGGAACGAGUCGUCGGAGCUGCUUACCUCAGAUGCUAAAGAAAGUGAUAAUGAAGGAAGCCAGGCUCGGUUUGGAAGUCUAACUCGCAAGUAUCUCAGCACCGGAACUAUGGUCCGCUCCAACAGCGGCGAGCUGAGUGGUCUCGCGCGUGCGCAGUCUACGAUAACGGCCAUACGUAUCGACGAGGAGCCUUUAGAGGACUCUCUGACAAGGCCUGGGAAGGGCGAGAUACUUACUGCCACAGGGGAGAGGGCACGUGUCAUUCGUCUAGAGAAGAAACCAUUCAAGAGCCUUGGCAUCGAGGUGACGGGCGGGAAUCUUGUCGGGAUCUACGUCAAGGAGAUGUCCGAGGACUCGGUUUGUAGGGAUGUCGGUGUGAGGACGGGAGACAGGCUUUUCAAGCUCAACUGUUACGAUUUGACCCGCGCCACUUUGGACCACGCGACUCGAAUCGUCCGGCUACUCAGCAGCUGUACUUACAUUCGAAUAGAAGCGCUGCACUGCCCAAAUUGUGAGGAGAUCCUGAAGGAGCCCCCCUACGACUCUGUUUACGUCCGGACGAUCCAACCUUAUAAGGCUUUGUCACAUGACGAGUUAGAUUUCACUGUCGGGGAAACACUUCACGUGAUCAACACGCGCGCAAAUUACGACCAGGCGAGGCAGUCAUGGAAAUGGGUGGCCAUGCGCGCAAGGAAGGAUGGGAGAACCGUCGACGAAGGACUUAUACCCUGCAUGGGAAGUCUACCCGAGCAAGUAGAAUCCACCGUCAUAUCACAACUCAACCUCAAACUGGAGUCUGGGUCUGAGGAAUGCCUGAGCGACGAGGCAAACGCCGCACUCAAGCGAGGCGGGGCGGAGCGCAAAAGCCUUUUGCAGCGGUAUAAGAAGAUGAGAAGAAGAGAGAGUAGAGAUCACAUAGCAGCUGUUGACUUCAAUGGUAACUUCAACAAAGUCGUCUACUAUGAAAUACUCAGCAAAACAAAAUGACACCCGUUACAGAUAUUAUAAAAUGCCACAGAGGCAUGUGUAGUUUAUAUCAACAAAUAGCUUAGAUACAACCAUAUAAGGUAGUCGAAUUCCACUGAAUGUUACUUUAUCCGAUCAUGCAGUCACAUGCCAUGAAAAUAUCACUGGAUAAUAAUGAGCAUAUAAUGAUUCCAAAUAAGGAACAUUCCCUAAGGGAGAGUACCCCUCCCCCUACCUCUUUUAUGAGUCACGCAGUUGUUACAGAUGUUCACCUUUCAUGGAAAUAUCACUGGAUAACCAUAUUGUUUUACAUUGAAGCGACUGAUCAUGAGUCUUUAGUCUUAUACAUAUAAACUAAGGCUAUCGUUAAAGCGGAAUUGUCACCAGUCUACUUCCGGAGGGCCGAUGGAAACCUCAACCGACAAGAGACAAAAUAAUCUUUUAGGAUCUGCGCUAUUUAACAGGUCAAUUAUCAGUCACAUCCUCGAAGAAACUUCCAAUAGACACACUGCUUUUACAAUUUCGACAUAUUUAUCGCGUUUUCCGUUAAAAAUCAUCGAGUCCUUUUACGUAAUCGACCGGAAGUAAACUGGCGACAAUGCCGCUUUAAAUUAUAGGCGUGUCUUACUAGGAACAAGAACAAGCGCGAAACAAGUGCUUUUUUAUUUUCACUGGAACUAAAGUACUAGAAAGCGCAUUAGGCGACUUUCACUUAGCCUGGUUUCCAUAUAGUCGUAGUGGUCGUAACCAGUCGUCUGCAAAAAUUCCUUGCGAUCCUUACGACUUUAUGGAAACACUCGAUUGGACGACCCUUACACGACAGAUACGAGCGAGGCGAGUGGUCGUUUCAGGGUCGUCAGAGACAGAACUGGUUGCAUUACAACAGAAAACAAUUUAUUCUGCGCUAAAUCAGCCAGAAGGCUUUAUUGUCAGAAAGUGCUGAUUUUUAUUGAAAUAUUUUAGAUUUUCUUCGCAGCAUUUCUGGGGUUUAUUUUGCCGCGAAUUCGACUUACAAAACGUCACGUAAUUUUCUAGUAUGUCGCCUAUUGCUGAAUUUGGAACACUGUCGUUCAACCAAUUCUCGUCUGUGUUGUGGUUGUGCUUGUAUCCUAAUGAUAAUAAACCGUAAUGAAGUUAGCCAUGUGGAUCAAUGUGCGGCCCAUAAGACAUUGAUGUAUAUCCACCAUCGUAGAAAUUUCACGGCACACACAUUUUGUGCUGUAAAUUUUAAGCCAUGACAUAGGGUUAUUCAACAGCCUUGUAAGGUAGUUUGAUAACCAUAAAAGAUAAUUUGAUAUCCAUAUAAAGUUAUUUGAUAUCCAUAUAUGGUAAUUUGAUAUCUAUCAAAGUUAACUUAAUUUCCGUAUAAGGUAACCAAGUGCAUAUAGCCCGUACGAAAACACUAAAAUUGACUGACUAGAGAGAGAGAGCUAUUGAAAACGUUUUUAGAAAAUAAAAUAGAUUGUACACAGGUGUAACACAUCUUUUUAUUUAUUUUUUAAUUACAUAAUUCAGCUUUCAAAAAAAUUCCAUGCUUAUUUUGUCUCAGAAAAAAAGGAAAAAAGUAUAUGCAUUUAGAUGAUAACUUAAUCAUGUUGUGUUAUUUAGAGAAUGAGAAAAGAGAUAUGAGAUGAAAUGUUCAGGCAUAUGAAAUACCGUGAAUACUUUACGAGUAAAAUAAUAAGUGGUUGAGACAUUAAAUUUUCCGUAAUACCUGGCA